Molecule: messenger RNA, 1579 nt
Organism: Gadus morhua (Atlantic cod)
Lineage: Eukaryota; Metazoa; Chordata; Actinopteri; Gadiformes; Gadidae
Product: protein ANTAGONIST OF LIKE HETEROCHROMATIN PROTEIN 1-like
Exons: 4
Coding region: 283-1377 (364 amino acids)
Source: RefSeq, a predicted model, not a curated record
UGGCCACACAACAAGAUUCGGCGGUGCGAUGCUCUCUACUUUGUAUCAUUCACGUUUGCACGUUUGUUUAUAUCUGCUCAAUGCGGCACAGUAGUUGCGUUGCGCGUGACAUGAACUAUACAAAGUAGACGCAGCAACAACGUAGCCUGGCAACGAAGCGUCAACGAUGGAUCCCGAAUACCUAGCACUAGGCAUUAUGCUGGCGGUCCUCUUCACACAGAGACGAAAAAGAAGAAAAGAUUGUGGACUCGUUCUUGGGUUGCAAGAAGAGGAGAGCUCGGGAUGUCGGUGCUACUUACCGAACUGGAGGAGACUGAUAGGAAAGGGUUCCGUGAGUUCCUGAGGAUGAGCGUCGAGGACUUUCAACUCCUUCUGGGGAAAGUUGAGCCUCUCAUCAAAAAGACGGACACAAAAAUGAGAAAGGCCAUCAGUGCCCGACAGAGAUUGUCCUUAACCCUCAGAUUCCUUGCAACUGGUGAGUCUUUCAGGUCACUGAGCUUCCAGUACAGGAUUGGCAGGUCUACUGUUGGCUUGAUUGUAAUGGAGACCUGCCAAGCAUUGUACAAUGUUUUGAAGGAAGAUCACAUGAAGACACCAACAACUGAGUCAGAGUGGCGAGAGAUAGCGAGCGGAUUCGAAGACAAAUGCCAAUUUCCUCAUUGCUUAGGUGCAAUUGAUGGGAAACACAUCUACAUUCAGCCCCCUGCUAAUUCAGGAAGUUCGUUUUAUAAUUACAAAGGCAGGUUCUCAAUUGUGCUAAUGGCAGUUGUAGAUGCCAACUACAAAUUCAUUUAUGCAAGUGUUGGCACUCAGGGCCGAAUGUCGGACGCAAGUCUGUUUGGACACUCAGAUCUCCGCAGUGCCAUGGACAGAGACCUGUUACAUUUUCCCCGCCCUGAGCCACUUCCCAAUACAGAUUUAAUCAUGCCCUAUAUGUUUGUUGGUGAUGAAGCCUUCCCUCUCCGUUCUGACCUUAUCAAGCCCUAUCCCCACAGAAACCUUGAUCAUGGACAGCGAAUUUUCAAUGAUAGAUUAUGUAGAGCAAGGCGAACUGUGGAAAAUGCAUUUGGCAUAUUGGCAAAUAGAUUACGUGUGUUCCUAACAAAUAUUUCUAUUGAACCAGAUAAGGUAACUUGCAUCACCCUUGCUGCCCUUGCCCUCCACAAUUUCCUGAGGGAAAAAUCAGAGGCCUACGUGCCUCCAGUCUUUGUGGACAGAGAGGACGAGAACCACAGAGUCAUUGCCGGAACAUGGCGAAGAGGUGGAGAUCUUGACUCUGUGGCAUUGAGUAGGGCGCGGAAUGCCACAACCACUGCUAAAGACCAGCGUGACCUGCUGAAGGCAUAUUUUCAAUCCUCUGAAGGAUCCGUUGAUUGACAGGAGGAUAUGAUUUGAAAAUGUUAUGCAUUGAUAUUUAUUUAUUAUCAAUUGGUUUAUACUAUUUAUAAUACACUAUUUAUUUAUUUACGCUAUUAUACUAUUUAUUAGUUAGUUACAACAGUGUUGUUAGUUAGACAGUAAACCAAUAUUUACAGAGUAUUUAUUAUCAUCUUGUUUAUACUAUUUAUUAUAUACUAUA